UUCACAAUUUUUAUUUACAUUUAAUUCAUGCAGAAUUAGGUUGUCGAUUAUUGAUUUUUAUUAAUUGAGCAUUGACCUCGUUGAAUAUGGAAUGUGUUUUAAAUUCUCUGAUUCAACUAGAAUUUAGAAAUAAAAUCACGUAUUAAAAAUGAGGAACGAUAUAUAUAACUCACCCAAGGACACUAACAAUCAUCUACAACAAAAAACUACUUGGAACAGGAACGGCAGCGAGAAUGAAACCACGUAACUUGCCCCAGCUUCAACCCCAGACCGGUGACAAAUAUUCGUGAUUAAAUUUCCCAGCGACGCAAGUUCCCCGAAUUUUUCUAAUUUCAACGUGACGGGCGACACGAUUCGUUCGAAUCGCGCGGCGCUCCCUGUAUAUUCAGAAUUCCCGUCGCCGCGUAAUUUAGCGCAAUCGCGAGCGGCGCUGGAAGGAAGAAGACAAUAGGCGAGACGCGACGGUCGAAACAGUCGAGACAGUCCCGUUUCCCGUUUGGCAUCCGAAAUUUCAUCGGGUCCACAAUGGCAGCACCGGCGAUUGGCAUCGACUUGGGUACGACGUACUCGUGCGUCGGUGUCUUCCGCGAUGGAAAAGUUGAAAUUAUCGCCAAUGACCAAGGGAACCGCACCACGCCGAGCUACGUUGCAUUCACGGACGCCGAGAGGUUAAUCGGCGACGCAGCCAAGAACCAAGUGGCCAUGAAUCCCACAAACACGAUUUUUGAUGCGAAGAGGCUGAUUGGCAGGCGCUACGAUGAUCCAUCAGUCCAGUCCGACAUGAAACAUUGGCCGUUCGCCGUCGUUAAUAACGCGGGAAAGCCGAAAAUUCGCGUCCAAUACAAAGGCGAGGAGAAAUCCUUCUUUCCCGAGGAGAUCUCCUCGAUGGUUUUGACGAAAAUGAAGGAAACUGCGGAAGCUUAUUUAGGGAAGACCAUCACGAACGCCGUGAUUACGGUACCGGCGUACUUCAACGACUCUCAGCGUCAGGCUACCAAGGACGCAGGCACUAUCUCCGGCUUGAAUGUCCUGAGGAUCAUUAACGAGCCGACUGCCGCGGCUAUUGCUUACGGCCUCGACAAAAAGGGACGCGGUGAAAGGAACGUUCUGAUCUUCGAUCUUGGCGGCGGUACUUUCGACGUAUCGAUACUGACUAUCAACGAUGGCAUAUUCGAGGUUAAAGCAACAGCCGGCGACACCCACCUGGGAGGCGAGGACUUCGACAAUCGUAUGGUGACAUACUUCUCGCAAGAGUUCUCGAGAAAGUUCAAGAAGGACCUGACGAAGAACAAGCGGGCGAUCCGUCGGCUGCGAACGGCGUGCGAGAGCGCGAAGAGGACCCUGUCGUCGUCGACGCAGGCGAACAUCGAGAUCGACUCGCUGCUCGACGGGAUCGACUUUUACACGUCGAUCACCCGCGCCCGCUUCGAGGAGCUGAACCAAGAUCUCUUCAGGAACACCCUGCAGCCGGUCGAGGAGGCUAUGCGCGACGCCAAGAUGGAGAAAUCGCAGAUACACGACGUAGUGCUCGUGGGCGGCUCAACCCGGAUCCCGCGAAUACAGCGACUCCUCCAGGAUCUGUUCAACGGGAAGGAGCUGAACAAAUCGAUAAACGCAGACGAAGCCGUAGCUUACGGCGCGGCAGUGCAGGCCGCCAUUCUGCAGGGUGACAAGUCGGAGACUGUCCAGGACCUGCUGUUGCUGGACGUGACUCCCCUGUCCCUCGGCAUAGAGACAGCAGGCGGCAUGAUGACUUCUCUCAUCAAACGCAACAGCACGAUCCCUACCAACCAGACGCAGACUUUCACUACCUAUGCGGACGGUCAGUCGAGCGUUCUGAUCCAGGUUUACGAGGGCGAGAGGGCGAUGACCAAGGACAACAACCUCUUGGGGAAAUUCGAGCUUUCCGGGAUCCCGCCAGCGCCACGCGGCCUACCCCUAAUUGAGCAAUUAAACCAGAAUGGGAAUGGGGGAGUGGCCUUUUGGCCAGAGGCUGAGGCCACUAAUAAACGUUUCGUGAAGCCCAGGCCAGAGAUAAGAAAACAAUUCCUGGGAGGAAUAGGCCUGGAGCAGUGGCACCACAGACGCGUUGGUUGCAGCGACGAAGGAAGUUCUUGCCAGAGGGAUGUCAG
This is a messenger RNA of Hylaeus anthracinus, 2132 nucleotides long. RefSeq names its product heat shock 70 kDa protein cognate 4-like. Lineage: Eukaryota; Metazoa; Arthropoda; Insecta; Hymenoptera; Colletidae. The record is from RefSeq and is a predicted model, not a curated record. The annotation marks the transcript as partial. Gene Ontology annotation, molecular function: ATP binding; heat shock protein binding; misfolded protein binding. Gene Ontology annotation, biological process: cellular response to unfolded protein; protein refolding; vesicle-mediated transport. The transcript is spliced from 6 exons. Gene Ontology annotation, cellular component: nucleus; cytoplasm; cytosol.